This is a messenger RNA of Girardinichthys multiradiatus, 7821 nucleotides long. Its product is annotated as potassium voltage-gated channel subfamily D member 2-like. Gene Ontology annotation, cellular component: voltage-gated potassium channel complex; membrane. The record is from RefSeq and is a predicted model, not a curated record. Lineage: Eukaryota; Metazoa; Chordata; Actinopteri; Cyprinodontiformes; Goodeidae. The transcript is spliced from 5 exons. Gene Ontology annotation, molecular function: protein binding; A-type (transient outward) potassium channel activity. The coding region runs from base 812 to 2599 and encodes 595 amino acids. Gene Ontology annotation, biological process: protein homooligomerization; potassium ion transmembrane transport.
GUCACGUCUGCGCGCCUCCACCACCGAGCUCAUUAUUAACACUAAUCACCGCAGCACGUCAGAGUGCGAAGGCGGAAGGUUUCUCCCCGUGCGUGACGCGGUGUUGCGUGGCGGACUCUCCCCUGAUCCACGGGAAUUCUCUGAUGACACGCCCCCAUCCGGCGGGGGGAGGAGGGGGGAGAGGAGGAGCAGCGUGAGUUUCCGCCUCUCCUCCCAGUUUCAGCACCUGUGUGACCGCAGAACAAGCCGUUGCUGCCGCUUCUUCUCCAGCCGGGCCUCCUGUUUGCCUCGGUAGGUUUGGUUCUGUUCGGCUCGGACUUUCUCCUCCCUCCUGCGGAUCCCGAAACGGCCGCCUGUUCAUGCGCAUCUCACCGCAGUUCCGCACCGGAACGCUGCGGAACGGGAUCAGGAGGCUCCAGCCUGCGGAGCAGCAGCGGACAUGCCUGAGUCGGACCAAUGCCAGCUCCGGGUUUGGUUUGGGAAGCGGGAUUACCCUGAGAGCUAAAUGACUUGUUGCAGGAAGAGAGAGAAGUUGGUUUUAUUAGUUUUUCUGUCUGAGGUGAGUCCGCUUUUUGCCUCCAAACAAACUGAAAGUGACUCCAGCAGCUGACUAGAUGAGCACAGGAGCAUUUCUUUCUUUCUGAUCUCAAACCUCAGCACUUCCUUCACAGUUUUACGCAUUUGGUGCGUAAAACUCUGCUCUCUGGGUGACCCGGAGGUCUUGGCUCCAUUUUUUCGCCCCCGGAUGUCCUAUUGUUGCUCCGCAGCUCUUUGAACUCCCUGCCGAACCUCCGCAGAGCUCCGGGCCAGCAUGGCAGCAGGAGUCGCAUCGUGGCUGCCGUUCGCCCGCGCCGCGGCCAUCGGGUGGAUGCCGGUGGCCAGCGCGCCCAUGCCGGUGCCUCCGAAGGCGAAGCAACGCGGCCGGGACGGACUAAUCGUGCUCAAUGUGAGCGGCACGAAGUUCCAGACGUGGCGGGACACGCUGGAGCGGUAUCCGGACACCCUGCUGGGCAGCUCGGAGCGGGACUUCUUCUUCCAUGAGGAGAGCAAAGAGUACUUCUUCGACCGCGACCCGGACAUCUUCCGGCACGUCCUGAACUUUUAUCGCACCGGGAAGCUGCACUACCCGCGCCAGGAGUGCAUCUCCGCUUACGACGAGGAGCUGGCCUUCUUCGGGAUUAUCCCGGAGAUCAUUGGGGACUGCUGCUACGAGGACUACAAGGAUCGUCGGCGGGAGAACCAGGAGCGCAUCCAGGACGACGAGGAGAACGAUCACACCAACGACCUGGUGUCCCCAGACGCGAGCUUCCGUGAGACCAUGUGGCGCGCCUUCGAGAACCCGCAUACCUCCACCAUGGCGCUGGUCUUCUACUACGUCACCGGCUUCUUCAUCGCAGUAUCGGUCAUGGCGAAUGUAGUGGAGACGGUGCCAUGCGGUGCCGCGGCAAACCGCAUAAAGGUGACGUCCUGCGGGGAGCGGUACGCGCUGGCCUUCUUCUGCCUGGACACAGCGUGCGUCAUGAUCUUCACGGUGGAGUACCUGCUGCGCCUGGUGGCCGCACCAAGCCGCUACAAGUUUGUCAAGAGCGUGAUGAGCAUCAUCGACGUGGUGGCCAUCAUGCCCUACUACAUCGGCCUGGUCAUGACGGACAAUGAGGACGUGAGUGGCGCCUUUGUCACCCUACGUGUCUUCAGGGUGUUCCGGAUCUUCAAGUUCUCGCGGCACUCUGCGGGACUUCGCAUCCUGGGCUACACGCUGAAGAGCUGCGCGUCUGAGCUGGGCUUCCUGCUCUUCUCCCUCACCAUGGCCAUCAUCAUCUUCGCCACCGUCAUGUUCUAUGCUGAGAAGGGCUCUGGCAGCAAGUUCACCAGCAUCCCUGCUGCUUUCUGGUACACCAUCGUUACCAUGACAACGCUGGGAUACGGUGACAUGGUACCAAAGACCAUCAUAGGGAAGAUCUUCGGCUCCAUCUGCUCCCUCAGCGGCGUGUUGGUUAUCGCCCUGCCGGUGCCCGUCAUUGUUUCCAACUUCAGCCGGAUCUACCAUCAGAGCCAGAGAGCUGAGAAGAGGCGAGCACAGAAGGCAUCCAAAGAAGCCGGCCAGGCGCUGGUGUGUAAGAUCAACGCGAAAUUUGAUCUGCAGCAUCACCACCUGCUGAAAUGUCUGGAGAAAACAACGAACCAUGAGUUUGUUGAUGAGAAGUCGUACGAGUCAAGCUGCAGGGAGUUAAGUCCAGUAAAGCAGCUGUCUCAGUCUUCUUCCAUCUCCUCCUCCUCGUCUCAUGGCUUCUCCUGCUGCGGGCGCAAGAGGAGGAAGACCUUCAACGUCCCGAACUCCAACAUGUCUCUCGGUUUGCAGGGCAGCCUCCAGGAGCUGAGCACCAUCCAAAUCAGGGAACGACCAAUCACCAACAGUCGAUCCAGCCGAUCCAGUCUGAAUGCCAAAUUCAAGGAGACACUCCCUCUGAACUGCGAGCAGCCGUACCUCUCCCCGGCUGUCAUCAGCAUUCCCACACCCGGAACCACGCCAGAAGGAGACCAAUCCUCCAGUUCCUACGACUACUCCCAGGCCAACAUCGUUCGGGUUUCAGCUCUUUAGAGUCCAUCCGGCCUCCCUUCCCUCCAAACUGCUGCUUCCUGUGCCGAAGGGCUGGGCUCCGACUGAGAGAGCAGGGACUGAUGAUGGAAGAUGGUGCCAGUGAGGAACAUCUCUAUCACUGAUUGGGGAUGGGAUAACAUUCUUCUCCUGCAUUUCCCCUUGGAAGGAUCUUCACCCCCUGAUGAAACAUUCAGCUUGGCUAAUUGACGGUCUCUGUGUGUUACAGGAGAACCAACCACAUCAGCAUUAAUGUUCUGCAGUCCUGAAACCCAAAUCAUGCUUUAUUUAUUCUGAACACUAGAAGACCUGCUGCUUCAGGUUUGAUUGGAUUUAGAGAGAACAUGUGGUGAAUCGGGUUCUUCAGCACAAAAACUGGAAGUAGAAACAAUCCAGUUACACAUAAACAAACAAGAACUUACAGAUCUCAUGGUUUUACUGUUUCUGACUUCAGGCCAAACUAGGUUGGAGGCCAUAAUGCUGGUAUCACAGUGCUAGGUGGACAGUUUUUCCAGGGAUUUUACUGGGAUAUCCCACUGAGUCAUGUGGUCCAAGGUGGACCUGAGAUACCCCAUGAUAACCAAACAUGUUCCUCAUGUUGUUCUCUACUGAAAACACAUCUCCAACACUAAACACAUCCAGCCAUUCUGACAUCAUCCUUGAUCUCUAAGAGGGUGUUCUCUGUUAUUCCCCCUGGAACCACAAACCAAAGUCCUUGGAGCUAAUUUUCUUUGAUAAAUGGAGCAGAAAACUCUUCUUUCAUCUCAUUUCUACAUUUAAAAAGAAAAUGGUGUGGGUGUAGCGGUACAUCUGUCAGGCCUAAACCAUCCAGCUCAGACAUCACAGUUUGGAGAAACCAAUUCAACAACCAGUAGAUCAGUCACAUGCAAACAUCACUCAUGCACCAGCUCAUUUAUCUCCUGGAGUAUUUCCUUUCAGACCUACGGCCGAACAUCUAACUAUAAACACAACCUUCACAAUAGUCUUCUAUUUGUUUUCCCUUUUGCAAGAACUUGGAUUGUCAGAAAUCCAAGCAGCAACAGGUUUUUAAAGCAGUGUUGAGUCUAAACCAAAAACCUUGGAUGGUCUAAAGCACCCCACACCAAAGCAAUACAGGGAUGGCUGUUAAACAUGCGCCAUAGGACUUUAAAGAUGGCUGUUGGCUUCAAAAGUGAACACGGCCCUGUAAACAUGUCAGGUGUUUGUCAUGUAAGGAAAGGCCACCAUGAAAAAACAUUCAAAGGCCUUAUCUUACCACUAUGAACCUCUUUCAAUGUCAUGCUGUUUCUGGCCAAGGAAUGUGAUUUUGAGUCCACAGGUGUUUCUUAAAAACCAACACACUCUUUAAGAAAAUGGAAUAAAUAGGGAAAGAGAAGUAGCUGAAAAUGUAUGUCUAAUCACCACCAGGAGGCAGGGUAAAGGGAAAGGAGGGCUUCACUUUCCCUGUGGGAGUUUAAUUGCUUUCUGCUAGAAAGUAAACAAUGCGUAGAACCACAUCUAGCACAGAGCAGGGAUUGUCUUUCAGAGACACAAGGAGUAAUAAGGAGGAUGUUAAUGUUGUUGUCUGGACACAUGAGGGGGUGUUUGAGCCCCAAAACCUAGAAGAUUCAGCUGACUGAGCAGCUGUCUCCUGGUUUAGUUUCACUUUUAUUGUCACAGAGAACUGUCAGCAGUCUAGCAGCCUGAUGGGAGGAGAAGAGUGACCUGUAGUCUGGAGGUCCUGCAGACCAGAUUUUUAUGUUUUCACUGGUAGGAUGUUUGGUUGUUAUGUGAAAAGACGUGAGCAUUUUGUAGGUUCAUUUGCUGUGGUGUCUUUAUGUUUUGCAAAUUUAUUAUAAUUUUAAUCUUUUUACUGAUGCAUGCUAAUAUAAACAAACAGCUGAGUCAUCUGGAUCAGCAACGGUAUCAACAGCCUGCUCCUAAACUCUAAUUUAUGACCAGGAAGGGGCUGAGAAAAUGAUUAUGAUUAUUAUAGAAAUGAGACUUACUGGAUAACAGCGCUGCAUUUUCUCCUGCUGAUGCGCCUCCAUGUCACGUGCCACCCUGUCCCUUCAUGGAAAUGUUUGUUUCCAUGGUAACAGGAUUGGACAGAGAUUGUUUAAGUCUGUUGUAGCAUGUUUGUCUGCUUAACAUGGAUUUGUGGAGCAUCUGAGCUAAACCCAGACGAGAUGCUGGAAUCUUUGGGGUACCGCUUCGCUAUCAGGACACAGGUUCUGAUCGGUUUGUUAACGUUCAGACGAUUCUUUAAAGGUUCCAACAAAAACUCGGCAGCAGAACAUUUUGGGUUAUUUCCAACAAACGCAAGUAAACUAAAAACUAUAUUUGUCACGGCUGAUAAUGAGAAAAAUCAAAACCUGUGACAUAGGUUGGGUCGUCAUACGACAAUUUUUUCCGUACAUGGUACGGACCAACAUUUUCACCAUCCGGCUCCAAAUACAAUGAAAAUGUGUUUAUGAUGAUUAUUUUUGUCCAAACUGAGGUCAGGGAGAAAAAACAGGUUCAGAAACACAAACAUUCACCUACUCCUGGAUGAUAAUGAGAUGUUUCUGGGACAGAAGGGAUGUAUGGUCCCGACAGAGAGCUUUGGGUCUGGCCUGGGGUUCUCCAGAACCAUGUUGAAGCACCUUUUCAUUCAGUUUCAGCUUUCAGUUUUCUUUGCUGGGACUCUGUCAUCAAUAAUCCUGGCCUGAAAAUGUUCAGCCAUCCUGUAAAAGAUUCCACCCACCUUCACAAAACCUCUGGUCUUUCUGAAGAAGCUCCGGAGCAUGAUGCUGCCACCAACGUGUUUCCCUGUGGUUAUGUGGGAAAGGCCCGAGAGCUUCUGUCUUCCAACCUUGCAUCCUUGCAUGUAGAACACAACCAGAACAAACCAGAUGUUCCUGCACCUCUUUCCGUGGUGCUGUGUGCUGCUUGCCUGUCUGCAAACCAUGGCUUCAGCUGAAGAAAUUAAAUGUCUGAGCAGGACAGCUUAACCUCAGGUCCAUCAGAUUGACAAUCAGGUGUGAACAACAGAGGACCGAUUGUUGAAACUAAAUCAUAAGCUACUUUAACAAAGGUUUGCAGGUUAUUUUAUUUGCCCCUCUAACAGGUUUGUUUGUCCUGCAAACCAUCUGGCUGAUCCUGGUCUCGGUUCUGACCGGACAUAAACCUGCCAUUUUAUCAGGGCUGACGUCUGAGAUCCAGUACAUGGCUUGGAGAUAAAUCCUGCCUUGCUGUUCAGACACCGGUCCACUGCUGUAGAACCUACUUGUUUUUGGGAUUUAAUUCUUUAUUUAAGCUAAUUUAGUUGUAAUUCUGUUUAUUUAAUCUGUCCUUGUUUAACUUUUAAUUAGUUUAUUCCUUUUUUAUAUUUUAAGCUGAAUUUAUUCAUCAGGUGAUGUGACCUAUACCACUGUCUGCAGCCAUUAACCUGUGGACGGCUGGCUGGAGAUCCAGCGUAGUUCUCCAGGACUGCGAUCUGCAGUGUGAUGGUUCUGAACCAGAAAGCUAAUAACAUGUGGAGGAUGGAGGUUUUAGAAACAGCUUCUAUGUUGGGUUUAAAGAACGGGCUCUGGUCAAAGAUCACACCACAGUUUCAGUUAAUGCCACUCAGAGUAGCUAUCCAUCAAGUUUUUAUAUCUUCAUGACAGGCCCAUAGUCUAAUUAACUUAUGGAUUCAUCAGGAUUUAUGGAUAAAUAAAGCUGAGUAUCAUCAACAUGCUGAUGCAACUUUAUCCCAUGCCUCAGGCCCAAAGGUUCUCCAAAUAUUCAGACAUCUUGAAUUUCUUAACGUCUUAAAUUUCUACGAGUUUUUUAUUUUGAGAAAACUGCUCAUCUGUUCCACAUGUAGUUCUGGAAAAUGAAUUGAGGUUUUAUUACCCAGUUACAAACUCCACAGCCCAUGAUGCAGUGUAGCAGACAAGAAGUGUUUGCUACAACCAGUUCUGCUCCAGAAACGGUUCUCCCUCAUCAUGGGAGGACAUAUAUUUACCAAGGUUGCCUGGGUCUCAGUAGUCAGUCACAGUAACGCUGUGAUGAAGGUGUUAAAGUCAGGUAACCUCUGUAUAAAAGCAACAAAUUCAAGACAGAGCUGGAAACUUCAAACAAGUUAUAUUUACCUUCCUUUAACUCCUAAUGUACAUAUGAGUUAUUAGGUUAUUGUUAAUGUUUUUAUCUAAUUCAUGUUAAGUCUGUAAAAGCUGAGGGACUUUUAAUGUCUUAAAUAUUAAGUUGCAGAAACCCUGCUGAAGACUUCUUCUGAACAUGAACAAACCUGAUCUAAACCAGUCUAGUCCUGAUGGUCCGGAUGAUUUCCGCAGGAUGUUCUAGCUUCUGUAGGAGAACGGUGUGAUCCAUUGAGGUCUAACAGUGCAGACAAAGACACAUCAGAGAGCUAAAGGUACACCUGGCUCAACAGAGUUAGGACUCGCUCCAUCAGCUUUCCAACAUCAAAAUGAAACUCCAAGUGACAGCAGGUGAUGUUCAGCAACAAGUAAGAGGGUUUCUCUGGGUUCCUCUCUGACAGAACUUCUAAGAGUGGAGGUAUCAGGAACUUAAGGAUCUGCAGCUGAUCUGUUAACCUGAUGGAGGAGAGCUGCCAGUCUUCCCUCUGCUGGAUAAGAAAGACACAUUAAGGUGCAGGUUGGUCCAGAUGGAUCAUCCAGAAUUCAUUGAGCUUAUCACUGAUGAACCUUUGUGAUUUUUGAUACAGAGAAGAUGUUCUUUUUUGUAAACCAAACAAACUGAAACAUUUUGUUGGUCAUCUCUGGGGUGGAUGUGUGGACCUUGAUUCUCUACAGAUGAAUGGAAUGAUCGAGUGCAGAAGAUGAGGAUUUAACCUCAGCAUCAGUUCAUGCCUGAACUUCUCUCAGAGCAGAUGUUUUAGUAUUUUUAAAGUUAAUGAUCAAAUGACCAACCUUCAUUCUCCACCAUUGCUUGACUUUAAUGUAAUGCUUGCAGCCAGGCUGUUUCUGGUUACCUCCUCUGGUUUGUAUUUAGGGACUCCAGCAGCUCAGACAAACAUCUUUCUGGCUGUAAAACAAAGACCUGAGUUAUUCUCAUUGUUCCCAGUGAUCAUAUGAUGUAAUUUUUCUUUGGUGUAGUCGGUUAUUUCCUAUUUUUUCAAUGAUUCCCAUGAGAAUUUGAUGCAUUCUAUUCCACAUGAUAUUUUUCUAAAGCCAUGCAUGUGAAUGGAGCUGACACAGAAAUGAUUAUUUAUCUGUACAAUAAAGAGGAUUAUUAUCACA